AUGUCUUCCAAACGCAAAGCUAGUAAACUCGGAGAGCAAACUCGAGAAAAGAGAAUUCGGAAAUUCAUGCCUGCGGAAACUCCUCAAGACUCGGAGUGGCCUGAAUAUUUUCAUCUAGCAUUAAAUACCGUCCUUGCAUUCGUCACUUCGAGAAGGCAACUCGCCACUUCCUUUCACACCAUACGUUCGUCUGUAGAGAACAUCACUAAAGAGCCAAUUGACAUUAGUAAAAUUGCAGAGCUGAAAGCGCUUCUUCCCGAUAUCAUACGUUUCGCAUAUGUUCCAAGUUCUUCCAUCCGCGUCAACCUCCCUUCAGCUCACAAUGAACCUGAUUUCUCCUCUGAAUGUCUAAAACGUGCAACGUCAGUUGCAGAUGAGGAUGAGAAUGUGCUGACUUUAGAAUUCGCUGAAUUCUGGGGAGGUGGUCAAACGAAACAAUCUUCUACUCUCGCCCAAUCACGAACACCUGCAGCUACCAAGAAGCUUGUCGAAAGGCGCAAUGAAAGAUUCAUGAAAGCCGUCGAAGAAUUGAUAUCAGCCGCAUCUCCUUCAGAGGAUCCCGUUUCGCUACUAAAAACGGCUGCAAGAGAACAUAUCCCCGUCCAACCUGGAGCCCUGGCUCAAUCAUCUUCGUCCAUGCUAGAGGAUUCGAUCCAUAUCGCCAUUCCUGAACCAGAACAUAGACCAUCCGUGGAUGAAAUCGUAGAGGAGAUCAAGAACCAAGUUUGGUUCAAAAACCAAAUCAUCGAGCAACGGACUGUCGAGCCAAAACAGGGGAACCUCCGUGAAAUCGAGUUAUCGGACAACAUCCGACAAGCACUUGAAAGCUCGCGAGGGAUUAGUUCGUUGUACAGUCAUCAAGUGUCUUCUAUUGAAGCUCUUUCUCGAGGUCGACAUGUGAUCGUAUCUACCAGUACGGCUUCAGGAAAGACGGUCAUCUACCAAGCUCCCUUGUUACAGUUCUUAGAAGACGAUCCUUCGUCUACCGCGAUAUUCGUAUAUCCCACUAAAGCUUUGGCACAGGAUCAAAAGGCCUCUUUGGAGAACCUUUUGAGUGCAUGUCCAGGGCUUGAACAUAUCCAGGUCGCCACUUAUGAUGGUGACACACCAACUGAGAACCGGCGAAAGAUACGAGAAACGGCUUCGGUUAUCUUUACUAAUUUUGAUAUGAUACAUGCCGCGAUUCUUCCUUACGAAGAAUACUGGAGAAGAUUUCUGAAAUCUCUCAACCUCUUCGUCGUGGACGAGUUGCAUUACUACUCUGGAACCUUGGGAAGCCACAUAGCCAUGAUCACGAGACGCUUUCGACGUCUAUGCGCUGCAGUUGGAAACAGGCGAGUCAAAUUUGUCUCCUGUAGCGCCACAAUCGCGAACCCCAAACGACACAUGGAGACGAUCUUCGGCGUCGAACCUGAGGAAGUUGAAGCUGUUGUUGAAGAUGGUGCGCCGAGUGGUGCGAAGAAACUCAUCAUCUGGAGACCCCCCUAUGUCGAUGAGAUGGAGACUGCGAUGGGAAGGGUUGGUGCAUUACAGGAGGCUACGGGGUUGAUGAGGUUUUUGAUGAAGAGAGGGUUGAGGGUUAUUUUGUUUUGUAAGCAUCGGAAAGUUUGUGAGCUGGUGAUGAAAACUCUCCGCACAGAGUUGACUGCCGAAGGAAGACAUGAUAUCCUGGAACGAGUUCAGGCAUACCGGGGAGGUUAUAGCAUUCAGGACCGACGAAAAAUAGAGCACGACGCGUUUACAGGCCAACUUGUUGGUAUCGUUGCCACGAACGCUUUAGAACUCGGAGUUGAUAUCGGGGUUCUCGAUGCGGUUUUGAUGCUUGGGUUUCCUAUUACUCUUGCUAGUUUCAAACAACAAGCAGGUAGAGCAGGACGAAGGCGGAAAGAUUCGCUUGUGGUUUUCGUUGCUCAGAAUUUACCUGUGGAUCAAUAUUACGCUGAGAAUCCUGGGGAGUUGCUGGAUGGGCAAACGGAUGAUUUAGUCAUUGAUCUGGAGAGUGAAGAGAUUUUGGAAGCUCACCUACAAUGCGCUGCGUACGAAAUGCCCAUUUCACUCGAAGACGAGCGGUAUUUCGGUCCGUUGAUGCGGGAGAUAUGUGAAAGUAAGCUUGUUAAAGACAACGAUAACUGGUAUCACACUCAUCCGAGAUGUUUGCCUUCACCGUCCAAGUUGGUCUCAAUUCGGGGUACCAUGGAAGUCAAAUACGUUUUGGUAGACGUUACGAGCACAACGCGAAAGAUUUUAGAAGAAAUAGAGAUCUCUCGUGCAUUGUUUGAGGUUUACGAAGGUGGAGUUUUUCUCCAUCAAGGGAAAACUUUCAUUGUUAAAGAGAUCAGUCACGAUUCGAGGAUUGCUAGUUUGAUGCAAGCGGAUGUGAAUUGGAUUACCACUCCCAGGGACUUUACCGAUGUUAAUGCACUUCAAACAUCUCGUAUUCGGGAAAUACGAGGUUCUCCCCAUCGUGCUUAUUACGGCAAGAUUGAAGUUCGGUGUCAAGUAUUUGGUUUCUACAAAAUGCGCGGCACCGUAGUCCUCGAUGUCAUAGACCUAGAAAACGAUCCAUGGGAACAGACCACAACAGGUCUCUGGCUCGAUGUUCCGGACAACGUGUUAUUUCUACUUCGUGAAAAACUGAUUAAACCUGCUUCCGCGAUUCACUCGGCAUCGCAUGCUUUGCUCAAUCAGUUUGCCUUAUCGCAGGAUUUGAGAACGGAGUGUAAGGCGAAAGAGAAAGAGUAUUUGAAGAAGGAGUCGAGAAGGAAACGGCCUGCUAGGGUCAUGAUAUACGAUACUGUUGGGCACUCUGGGAUUGCUGCGAAAGCUUUUGAUCAUGUGAACAACUUGCUCAAUAAGGCGCGAAAUGCAAUCGAGACCUGUGGCUGUUCCGAAGGGUGCACGAAAUGCGUUCUAAGUCCCGGUUGCAGGGAAGCAAACAAAGUCAACUCAAAAGCCGGUGCUCUGGCUGUUCUGAAAGGUAUCUUGAAUGUGUACAUCGAUCCAGACACUAUUCCUUUUGAAACCGACGAGAGAGCGCUGGGUGGCCACGAUUCGAUUGUCUAUGCUUCUCCAGUUCAUUCGAGAGCGAACAUUUCGAUAGAGUCGGAAUCGACUACUACGUAA
Molecule: messenger RNA, 3123 nt
Organism: Marasmius oreades (fairy-ring Marasmius)
Lineage: Eukaryota; Fungi; Basidiomycota; Agaricomycetes; Agaricales; Marasmiaceae
Exons: 31
Coding region: 1-3123 (1040 amino acids)
Molecular function (GO): ATP binding; nucleic acid binding
Source: RefSeq, a predicted model, not a curated record